Messenger RNA from Megalops cyprinoides (Indo-Pacific tarpon), 942 nucleotides. RefSeq names its product homeobox protein Hox-B1-like. Gene Ontology annotation, molecular function: DNA-binding transcription factor activity, RNA polymerase II-specific; RNA polymerase II cis-regulatory region sequence-specific DNA binding. NCBI's taxonomy places the organism in Eukaryota, Metazoa, Chordata, Actinopteri, Elopiformes, Megalopidae. The transcript has 2 exons. The record is from RefSeq and is a predicted model, not a curated record. Gene Ontology annotation, cellular component: nucleus. The coding region runs from base 1 to 942 and encodes 313 amino acids. Gene Ontology annotation, biological process: regulation of transcription by RNA polymerase II.
AUGGACAAUUCUAGAAUGAACUCUUUCCUGGAGUACACAAUUUAUAACCGUGGGAGUAAUGCCUACUCCCCUAAGCCAGUAUACCAUCAUUUGGACCAAGGUAUCACGGCUCCUUUUUCCGCUGGUACAACAAGUGACAGCUAUAAUACUGAUGGACGGUUUUUCGUGGGCGACAGUGCUCAGGUUGCCUCUGAUCAACAUCAGCACCAGGGCUACGCACAUCACCAUUCCCAACCAAGUUUUGCGGGCCUAGGUCCCCCUUACGCAAACACAGGGGCCACAGCGUAUGGGCCGCAGGGUUCGAAUCUGGACUAUGGGCACCAUCAGUAUUUUGGCAGUCAAGAGCCGGACGGAGUAUAUUUUCAGUCGUCCGGCAUCGCGGCCUCUAGCAUGGGGCAUAACUUUGUCUACGGCGGGGCACCGGGGGUGGUCCCCACGGGCCCAUAUCAGCAACACGGCUGUGGGGCGCAGGAGCACCAGCAGGGGUUUCUUCAGAGCACCUACGCCGACGUGUCUCCUUCCCAAGGUGGGGAGAAGGAUCCGAACUGUCACCCAGAACAAAUUUCAUCGGGCAAGACCUUCGAUUGGAUGAAAGUUAAGAGGAACCCCCCUAAAACAGCGAAAGUAGCAGAUUAUGGAAUCGGUCAUCAGAACAUAAUCCGCACCAACUUCACCACCAAGCAACUGACGGAGCUGGAGAAGGAAUUCCACUUCAACAAGUACCUCACCAGAGCGCGGCGCGUGGAAAUCGCAGCCACCCUCGAGCUGAACGAAACCCAGGUGAAAAUCUGGUUUCAGAACCGCAGGAUGAAACAGAAGAAACGCGAGAAAGAAGGGCUCGCUCCUGCCGUCAACCGGGCUUCCUCCAAGGACCUCGGAGAUAACUCGGACCAUUCAACUUCCCCGUCUCCCAGCGCGUCUCCCAGCUCAGAGACUUCAUGA